AUGGCUCCUGCAUCAGCAUUGGAUCUCUUCGGACUCAUGCAAAGUGGAGCCUCUCGUCUUCAGCACACGGUGAACCAGCACCUCAAUCUACUGUCGACCUCAAAUUCUAGUUCUGGAACGACAAUAGAACACGUCACCACCUCGCCGUCCUGCAGUUUCCGCUCGACGUUCAGCCACCUCCAAGUGCUUUCGAUCGACGGAGUAGCUCUCCUGAUGGUCUCGUACUUGGAUGGUGAGUCACUCGCACGUGUCCAAGGCGUCAACAAAGCAUGGCGAGCGUUUAUUCAACAAUACAGGGAACCGCUUUAUCGAGUUUUGGUCCAAGAGAGACGCGUGUUCCAUACUGUCAUCACGUCCACGUCGGGGUUCAAGUCGUAUCUCUUCUCGAUGAGACACGCACUAGACCGAGAGCUAGCGCACACCCACAGUGUACAUCCAAUGCACCAAGCAUUGGAACAAUACUGCGCGUCAACGGUACAACACGGUUUUGUGGCAAUGUUUUGUGACAUCAUCGAGUUUCACGACCCAAGAAUUGCUCGGUUCGUGGCGUGGAAAAGACAGAGUGCACUUAGUAUGGUGCUGGCUGCAACCCCGACACAUGUCAUGAACUUCCGAAAGCGAUCUAGCUACGUGGGUCCCAUUACCUUCGUGCCAGUGGAUAACCCUCUAUGGCCAGUAUUCACCUUGUCGCCUGUCGAUGCAGCAGGAUUCAUGGGUUACGCCUUCGACCACGUCACAAUGGUUCCGGGUUACGAAGCUCUCAAGAAUACAGUAGUCAAGUCUAUUCUCAAAGAACUUAUGAUCUUCGACACACCGGACAAUGCAGCAGCCUAUGGGCGCAGUAUUGGUCGAGCACCCUAUGCAGCCAUUUUAGAGGAUGAAGACGCUCAAGUGCAAGUAGGACAGGCAGAACGAACCAGUCAUCUCACAUUCUCGUCACCUUUACGUCGACAACUGAGCAGAUAUUCUGUGGCAGAAAGAAUUCGCCGUCUUCGAGCCAAGAUCAAAGCUGUAGACGACUGUAUCGCAUCAACUCCGACCACUUUCGUACAAUAG
Messenger RNA from Phytophthora infestans T30-4, 1056 nucleotides. RefSeq lists its product as uncharacterized. The record is from RefSeq and is a predicted model, not a curated record. Gene Ontology annotation, molecular function: protein binding. The coding region runs from base 1 to 1056 and encodes 351 amino acids. NCBI's taxonomy places the organism in Eukaryota, Oomycota, Peronosporomycetes, Peronosporales, Peronosporaceae. The transcript has 2 exons.